GCGCUGCUCGGCGCAUGCGCAGCUCCGCAAUGCGGGUGGUGGUGGGUGGUGGGACAGGCUUCGUGGGCAGAGCCCUGACCCAGCUGCUGCGGAGCCGAGGGCACCAAGUGACCCAUGUGUCGCGACGAGGGGGCAAGGAUCGGAUCAGCUGGGAAGAGCUGUCCCGCUCUGGGCUGCCCCCGUGUGAUGCUGUGGUCAACUUGGCUGGUGAAAAUGUCCUCAACCCUUUCCGCAGAUGGGGUGAUGCCUUCUGCAGGGAGGUCACCAGCAGCCGGGUGGAGACCACGAAGACCUUGGCCAAAGCCAUUGCUGCUGCUGAACAGCCCCCCCGUGCCUGGGUCCUCGUCACUGGCGUAGGUUAUUACCGCCCCAGCCCCACAGCUGAGUACACUGAAGACAGUCCAGGAGGGGAUUUUGACUUCUUCUCACGCCUGGUGAGCUCGUGGGAGGCUGCAGCUCUCAUCCCUGGGAGCCCAACUCGUGGUGUUGUGGUGAGAUCAGGUGUAGUGCUGGGUCGAGAUGGUGGUGCAAUCUCUCAGAUGCUCUUGCCUUUCCGUCUGGGACUUGGAGGCCCUAUGGGCUCUGGACUCCAGCCCUUCCCAUGGAUCCACAUUCAGGACCUGGCUGGGAUUUUGUGUCAUGCCCUGGAGAAAGAGUCUGUGCAAGGCAUCCUCAAUGGUGUUGCCCCAUCCUCCCCUGGCACCUCCAAUGGCACCUUUGCUCAGGAGCUGGCGGCAGCCCUGGGGCGCCCGGCCCUGUUGCUGGUGCCUGCCUGGGCUGUGCGGGCUGUCUUUGGGGCAGAGCGGGCGGUCAUGCUGCUGGAGGGACAGAGGGUGCUGCCCAAACGCACUCUGGAGAGCGGCUACCACUUCAUCUUCCCUGAGCUGCCUGCAGCUCUGAAGGACAUUGUGGCUUAAGGCCUCCCCAGUUGGGCUGGGCUGGGCCCUGUUUGUGUGAGCUCCCAUGCCUUCCCAUGAAAGAGGGGAGCCCUGCCCCUUGAUGCUUCCCCAUCCCCCCUACAAGAAAGGGUGAGAAAAGGGGUCCUUUUCCCCUGUAUCUCCCUGUGUGCAUCCCCAGUUUAGGAGUCAUCCCUCUUACUGCCACUUGAAUCUCAACAUCACCUGCAUUUGGGGAAAGGAAGGCAUGAGCCCCUCAAAGGAUUGUGACUGUGGAAUUGCCCAUCUUCCCUUUUGCAUGGUGUUUUUGUGUGAGCUGCUGGCAAAGCAGCUGGGGGUGUAAUGUCUUCUUCCUGAGAGAUGUGGCAGCAGGAAACAGGUCCUAAUGCUGUUGUGAUUCUUCCAUGGUACUGGAAGUCACCCUUCCUGUUUUUCCUCAUGAUGACACAGGCAAAGCAGAAGAGCAUAAGUGUCUUUCUAGGUCUUGGUGGUUGUGGGAGAAGAUCCAUCUUAGGGUGCUGCAUACAGAUUGCUUGGAGACUCUGCCCUCUCUUGUGUCUGGUACCAGGCUGAUGUGUCAGUACCUUCAGCUGAAUCUAGUCCAAAGAGUUACACCCUUCUAGGGUUCCAGGCCCCUUGUGCUAUGGCAGGGACACUGCUUUGCCAGGCUGUAGGGAAAAGGGUGGCAAUCAGACUGUGCCCCCUUUAGCCUUAGCUACAUGCCUGUUACAUCUAAGCUUGUGCUGGAGAGCUGGGUGGUGCAUCAUUGUGUGAGGUACAAGUACAGUACAAGUCACAGCGUUAGUCUAAAGGAAGAUUUCAGCUAUUGCCUUCAUUGUGCUUACCUCAAAUCAGGGUGGUUUUCUUUUAUUGAUCCCAUGAGGUGGUGCUUGUGUUCAGGGUGUUCCCCCUGACUACACACAGAAUAUCCAAGCUGCCUGCUCUGCCCUGGGGAGCAGUACCUCUACCCUUGUAAAGCAGAUUGCAAUUCCAUCAUCUCACAGUGGCAGGAAAUGUAUCCACAUGCUUCCCUUGACCCACUUCCACAGCCUAAAGUGGGUUGCAGGUUGUGAAGUCCACAGAGCUGCGAAGUUUAUUAUAGCAGUACUUCUGGAGAGACAUUCCUACUGUGAUGUAAGUUAGGGCUAGAAAAUUGUAUUAAAAGGCACUUCAGGCAGAUAAAGACCUACUCUUUACCAUCCAGAGCAGCAGCAGUCCAUGUAUUUUUGGUUUAUGCCAUGCUAUAGUCAGAUUAGCUGAAGGAUCAGUCUUGGUGAAGUCUAGAUGUCCCACUCUCCUGACUCUUUGCUCAUAAAUACUGGAGACAGAAUGGCAAUGUGCUGGCUUUCCAGGCAGGAAAAAUAGAGUGGGACUGCAGAUGGAACUGGACAUAGUCCUUGGAGUUAGUGUAAGCACAGCCAGGUGAAGUGGGACUUUGGGAGUAGUCAUAAAAGCAAAAUGGUUUGAGACACAUGUGGGUUUCUUGGACUGUGUCUUUGCUGCCUGUAAGUUAGGUGCAGCUUCCUUCCUCUUCCCAAGAGCUUCAGUUUUCUGUGAGAGUAGGCUGACAUACUCUGAGAUACAGACCCAGUUCCUUGUGGGCCAGUACCAUGGGGACAGUCAGCAGUGCUGCUUUAGUUAUUUCAGCUGAGUAUUUAGAGCUUCAGAGCUUCCCCAGAUGUUGUGGUCUGUAGCAUCCUUCUGUCAGUCAGGCAGGCCCAGUUAGGUUGUUGCUGUACCUGUAUAAACCUUGAUGAUUGCAAUGGGUUGUGAUUGUAAAUGAGAACAAGUGUUUUUGGAGAACCGCCAUCUUCAGCUCUUCUGAAAGAGGUGUUUGUAUCCCACAGAGGGCUGACACUAGGCAGAGUUCCCAGGCCUUGGACUCACUGUCUGGAUGUGUAACUCACUCAGGACGUUUGAAAAGUUGCCUCUGUAUGAUGUUUGGCUUAAAUAUAUGACAGGUUUAAAUGA
Messenger RNA from Poecile atricapillus (Black-capped chickadee), 2867 nucleotides. RefSeq names its product short chain dehydrogenase/reductase family 39U member 1 (gene SDR39U1). The coding region runs from base 15 to 917 and encodes 300 amino acids. NCBI's taxonomy places the organism in Eukaryota, Metazoa, Chordata, Aves, Passeriformes, Paridae. The transcript is spliced from 6 exons. The record is from RefSeq and is a predicted model, not a curated record.